AGCCAGCGAUCAGUUGAAGACGCUCAGUCGUGCGAGACAGUUGUGUGCGCGGCGGUGUGAAAUUGAACGAGAAGCUCGAGCCCAGAAUUCACAAUCGAAUCGGAGAUAUACUUCCCCUACAUAGCGCCAUAAACAGAUCUGAUUCAAACAGAAUGAAGUUCGUGAUAUUGCUGUGCGUGCUGAGUGCGCUGCUGCUGCAGAUUGAGGCCUCGCCGGUGCAGCUGCUCUCCAGGAGCGAACGGGCAGUGGCACGCCAGCAGGCGGUCAACAAUGAUGUGGCCCCAGCCGCAGCCCCCGCCAGCGACGAUGAUGAUGACGAUGACGAUGAGGAUGACGAUGAUGAUGAGCCGGAUCUAGGAGAUCUGAUCGAUGACGAUGAUGUUCUUUUGAUUUCGGGACUUUCAGAUGAUGAUGAGGAGGAGGACGACGACGAUGAGGAGGAGGAUGAUACGCCACAGGGACAGGCAGCGCCAGCGGCCACAGCCAGCGAUGAUGAUGAGGAGGAUGACGAUGAUGAUGAUUAUCUAGACAGGCUGUUCGAUGACAUCCUGGGAGAUGAUGAUGAUGAGGAUGACGAUGAUGAGGUCGCACCCGCUGCCAGUGCCCAGCAGAGCUCCGUUGCCGCCUCUCCAGCCCAGGCCUUGGAGGAAGUGGCUCCCGCUGCCGCCUCCUCGGUCAGCUCUGGCAUCUCCGAUGGCGUCGAUCUGCCCGCCGAGUCUGGCAACGCUGUGGCGGAUGCCGCCUCCGGCAAUGCCGCUGACGAUAUUUCUGCCGCAGCUGCAGCAGUCCCGGCCGCCUCCAGCAACAACGAAGGUUUAGCCGGCGGCGAUGACGACGAGGAGGCCGACGAUGAUGAGGACGACGACGAUGAUGAUAUCAUUGGGGACGAUAUCAUUGAGGCCCGGCGCGAAGCAUGUGACCUGAAGAACAACGUCAUCGACAUGUCUACGGACGCGUUCCAGGCGCGCCACAACCACUUCAUCGAUGCCAUCUUCUCGCGCAUCAAUCGCAUCGUAUCCGAUAAUUAUGAUCCCUUUGUGGUUCGUCUGGCCGGACGCUCGGCCACUCCCACCGUAGGCACUGCCACAACGGUGAAGGCCACCAGCAACAAGCACAAAGGCACCAAGGCCGGCGGACACAAGAAACUCAAGAACACACGCUCCGAGCCAAGGGCCAACGGCAGCAACGGCAACAAUCAGGCCAAGGAGGAGGAUGCCGGCAAAUUGCAGGAGCAAUUGAUGCAAUUACAGUCGGAGCUGGCCAUCAAAGCCAUCGAAAAGAAGCCCAGUGCCUCGGACCAGGCUACAGCCUCGUCUGCUUCUGCCCCGUCCACUGCCAUUGCCACUGAUUUCGAUGCACCCAAAGCGGAAGUGCGCACAGUGUCCGGUGGCAAAAGCGGCCAAAAGAAGUCCACUGCGAACGGUGCCACACAGAGCCACAAGCACAGCAACAACAGCAACAAAAAGACUGCAGUGAAAUCUGGCAACUACAAUCAACCGGCGGGUGCCAGCAAGGCCGGAGAUGUCGAGAAGCUGCAGAAGGCCGAGGGCAGUCUCUCGGGACUGGCCUCCCUCAAGCGGGUGGGCAAUGUGAAGGUGAUCAGCGAUGCGGAGGGACGCAACUCCACGAUCAAGGCCAAGUUUACGUUGGGUCCGUUGAUCCUGCGCGUGGAGAAGUCCUUCAAGCGCGGCAGCGUGAGGAGCGUGAAGAGUGCCACGGCCAGGACCAACGAGAUGAUCGGACGCAUCAAGUUCAGUGUGGUGGACGAUCGGGCCACCCUCAUGUCCAUCAAGGUGCAACAGCCAAAGCAGGUGGAGGUGGAGAGCAAGGACAAUCACGACAGAACACGCGAAUUCGUGUGGCGCCGCACGCCAAAAAUUGCCAAAUUGGUCAACGAGAAGCUCAAAUUGGCCGCCGAAUCGCUGUUUGCGCCGCAGGGCGUUGAGGUUGUGCGGCUCUAAAGGAUUCACAGGAUAGUGUGUCCUACUCGUUUCAACUGCUCUUCUUCUCAGCUAACUAAAUUGUAGUCUACGCUUUAGUGUAAUGUGCCUAAUUUAUUUAUUUAUUUAUUUUAUUUAAACUCGCUAUAUAUCGGCCCAUCUAUCGAUAAUAAAUGCAACUCUGACUAUGCAAA
This is a messenger RNA of Drosophila subobscura, 2134 nucleotides long. RefSeq names its product ubiquitin carboxyl-terminal hydrolase 36 (gene ect). Bases 153 to 1961 code for a protein of 602 amino acids. Lineage: Eukaryota; Metazoa; Arthropoda; Insecta; Diptera; Drosophilidae. The record is from RefSeq and is a predicted model, not a curated record. The transcript has 8 exons.